Ambispora gerdemannii is the source of this 160-nucleotide messenger RNA. The record is from the annotation of a GenBank genome assembly. Lineage: Eukaryota; Fungi; Glomeromycota; Glomeromycetes; Archaeosporales; Ambisporaceae.
CCCAAACUUAUCACUGAUGGAAGCAGUUUUGUUUGGUUUUUUACCCCCUGUUAAAGGUAGCUCCAGCCAAGGUUUAGCCUCUUUUGGAGCAGAUUGGUUGGUGUUUUUGGGAAAAAAAUUAUUUCACCAAAUAAAAAAUGGCUCCGAUUAUCAGAAUUAG